GUAGAUGGUAGGCGAAAAACGCCUGGAUUCUGGCUGCUCUCCAGGCCCGUGACCUUCGGCUCCGGGGCCACUGGGCAGCCGCGCCUUUUGGACGGGAGGAGAGGAAGGAGAGGACGUCUGGCUCCCCUUGCUGCUGGUCUCCUCCUGUGGCUCUGCCAUGGGUUCACGGAGCUCUCAUGUCGCGCUCAUUCCCGAUGUGGACCAAAUUCUCCAAGAGACGGGCUUCUCGCCAGCUAGCCUGCUCCGCCUCUAUCACCGGUUCCAAACCCUGGACAAGGACGAAAAGGGCUACCUGAGCCGCCUAGACCUCCAGCAGAUUGGAGCGUUGGCUGUGAACCCCCUGGGUGACCGCAUUAUAGACAGCUUUUUCCCGAACGGGAGUCAGAGAGUGUAUUUCGCAGGCUUUGCCAGGGUCCUAGCUUACUUUCGACCUAUAGAUGAAGAAGAUGCUGCACUCCGAGACCCCAAGCAACCUGAACCUCUAAAUAGCAGAAUGAACAAACUGCGCUUUGCAUUUCAGCUCUAUGAUCUGGAUCGGGAUGGGAAGAUCUCCAGGAAUGAAAUGCUACAGGUUCUCCGCCUCAUGGUUGGGGUCCAGGUGACAGAUGAGCAGUUGGAGAGCAUCACAGACCGUACAGUGCAGGAAGCUGAUGAGGAUGGGGAUGGGGCCGUGUCCUUCCUGGAGUUUACCAAGUCCUUAGAGAAGAUGAACAUCGAACAAAAAAUGAGCAUCCGGAUCCUGAAGUGACCCCUGUGUCUUUGACUCAUGCAAAUGCUUAUGGGCUUGGGAUUUAUCCUUAGGCCCCACUGGAGGCAGGAUUCCACAAGCCAUACUCUACUUUGAAACUUUGUUUAGGGCUAGGAAUGGGAGUUGGAGGAAUGUGUGCUGAAGUUUCAUUUGCUUUCAGAUUUGUGAAUCAGCAGCCAGUGAUUUGGUUGCAAGUGGCUGAGAGUCCAACCCAAAGUGACCUGAGUAAAAAAGUGAAAAGAGUGACAUGUACUUGUGACUAGACAUUCCUAAGUAGUUGCCUUCAGGGACAGCAGGAUCCAAGGACAAGCAUGAUGUCAUCAGGAUUGAGUUUUGUCACCUGGGGUUGGCUGCCUCCUUGCAUUGGGGUCAUUCCUUGAGGUACAAAGGGCUGACAGCUAUCCAGAUCACAUCUUCUUAGCCUCCUAACCCAGAGGAAGAGAUGUCUUGCUCUAGAAACACCAAACAAGCAGCAUCAUUGACCCAGCUGGGUAUUUUCUCCAUCUCCAAGGAACAUUAAAAAAACUAUGCUUGUGUCGUACAAUAAUUCCAAAACCCUGAAAUAAGGCCCAAAGACUUAGGAUAGAGUGAGAAGUGGUUGCCUUAAGGAAAAUGAAGUAAUAUUAACAGAAAAGUGUGUGUGUGUGUGUGUGUGUGUGUGUUGGUUUUGUUCAAGCAACAUGAAUGAUACAUAUCUUUACUACUUGGUUGAACAAAUUAAGGGAAUCUUAAGAUAUGGCCUCUUGAAUGGGUUUUCUCCAAUCCCAUGGAUGAAAGAUAAUGUAAUGGGGUUGGUGACUGGUGGGAGGAUGGGCUACAGUAAUAAACUAUACUUACUUUCCUAAAAUAGUUAAUCCAAGCUUUGUAGAAUAAUUUGUUCUGUUCAUGGUAAGAAGUUCAAACAUUGUCAGACUGCAGAAAUGAGUAUAAAAGUCACAUUGAGGCAGAAUAGAAGCACACACACAGACACAAGAUAUAGAAAUAGUGAUAUAUAUAUAUAUAUAUAUAUAUAUAUAUAUAUAUAUAUAUAUAUAUAAGCUGUAGGAUUUUUCUACUCAAUGACUAUUGCUUUUAUGUAGAGAUAUUUCAAAUAAUGUUAAAAUAGGGACUAGAGAGAUGAAUCAACCUGUAAGAGCACUCACUGCUCCUUCAGAGAACUCAGGGUCAUUUUCUAGUACCCACAUUGGAUGGCCCAGAACAGCUUGUUAUUCAAGUUUCAGGGAACCUGAUGCCCUUUUCUAGCCUUCACAGGUACUGCAUGU
Apodemus sylvaticus (European woodmouse) is the source of this 2010-nucleotide messenger RNA. It is a transcript of the gene Chp2, whose product is annotated as calcineurin like EF-hand protein 2. The record is from RefSeq and is a predicted model, not a curated record. The transcript has 7 exons. Gene Ontology annotation, molecular function: calcium ion binding. NCBI's taxonomy places the organism in Eukaryota, Metazoa, Chordata, Mammalia, Rodentia, Muridae. Bases 158 to 748 code for a protein of 196 amino acids.